AUGGCGGGUAAACGUGGAGGCGGUUUUGACAUCGGCAUGAUCUUUGCGCACAAGAUCCUUACCGUGCUGUUUGUGCUGAGCACGUCGUUCUCGCGCAUUCUUCGGGGCUCACUCUCCACGACCCCUGGCGGCGUGUCGGGCACGCCCGGGUCAUUCCACCUGCCGUUGCGCAAGCUCGUGCUGCGCUACUCUCAACACAACCCCUCCUCGGCGGGCACACGAGCGUUCCUGCUCUCAUCGACAUUUCUUCAGCUUUCGAAAAAGUACCCCUCGGUGGAGUUCGUGGUGACCGAAGCAGGGAACGCCAAGCAUCCGCUCGUGACGGGAUUCUAUGCCGACAACAGCGCGGCGGCAUUCAGGAGCGACAAGAGGAAGGAUAUCAGUCUGGCCAAUUUGGAUGCAGGACAGGUCGGCGCCAAGGUGCAAAGGGUCGUAGAGGCAAGUGGCGACAAGACCAAGAGUCUGAAGAGGAGAACGACGCUGUCGAGGAACGAAAGUGCAAGAGGCGUCUGGUCACAGCUGCACGAUAGGAAGGUGGAUAUCUAA
Messenger RNA from Moesziomyces aphidis, 546 nucleotides. Lineage: Eukaryota; Fungi; Basidiomycota; Ustilaginomycetes; Ustilaginales; Ustilaginaceae. The record is from the annotation of a GenBank genome assembly.